Messenger RNA from Calidris pugnax (ruff), 1428 nucleotides. Its product is annotated as inositol hexakisphosphate kinase 1. Gene Ontology annotation, cellular component: cytoplasm; nucleus. The transcript has 5 exons. The coding region runs from base 124 to 1428 and encodes 434 amino acids. NCBI's taxonomy places the organism in Eukaryota, Metazoa, Chordata, Aves, Charadriiformes, Scolopacidae. Gene Ontology annotation, molecular function: inositol hexakisphosphate kinase activity. Gene Ontology annotation, biological process: inositol phosphate biosynthetic process; phosphatidylinositol phosphate biosynthetic process. The record is from RefSeq and is a predicted model, not a curated record.
AUCAUCGUAAGGAAGCCGGUUGCUGGGAUUUCCCCCCUGUGGCUGCCUGACCGCUGCUGAGCUGCCCCUCCCAGCCCAUGUGGCUCUCCCCAUGUUCCAAGAGUGCAACUGGUGCCCAACGCAAUGUGUGUUUGUCAAACCAUGGAAGUGGGCAAGUAUGGCAAGAAUGCCACUCGAUCUGGAGACAGGGGGGUCCUGCUGGAGCCUUUCAUUCACCAGGUGGGCGGCCACAGCAGCAUGAUGCGCUACGACGACCAUACUGUCUGCAAACCCCUCAUUACCAGAGAGCAGCGCUUCUACGAAUCUCUGCCCCCAGAAAUGAAGGAGUUCACACCCGAGUACAAAGGUGUGGUAUCUGUCUGUUUUGAGGGAGACAGCGAUGGGUACAUUAACCUGGUGGCCUAUCCCUACGUGGAGAGCGAGGCACUGGAGCAGGAUGAUAUGCCAGAGAGGGACCAGCCACGACGCAAGCACUCGCGUCGGAGCCUUCACAGAUCAAGCAGCGGCACAGAGCACAAGGAGGAAAAGCCUGGCCUGGCCAGUGACAGCACUGAAAGCAGCAUCCAGGAAACGAAGAGUCCCAGGGUGGAUUUGCACAUCCAUUCAGAUGUUCCAUUUCAGAUGUUGGAUGGGAACAGUGGUCUGAGCUCUGAAAAGAUCAGCUACAACCCCUGGAGCCUGCGCUGCCACAAGCAGCAGCUGAGCCGCAUGCGCUCAGAGUCCAAGGACCGAAAACUCUACAAGUUCCUUUUGCUGGAGAACGUGGUGCAUCACUUCAAGCUUCCCUGCGUACUUGAUCUGAAGAUGGGGACCAGACAGCACGGAGAUGAUGCGUCUGAGGAGAAGGCUGCUCGGCAGAUGAAGAAGUGUGAACAGAGCACUUCGGCCACCUUGGGCGUGCGCGUGUGUGGGAUGCAGGUCUAUCAGCUGGACACGGGGCAUUACUUAUGCAGGAAUAAAUACUAUGGACGCGGUCUUUCCAUUGAGGGCUUCCGCAACGCCCUCUACCAGUAUCUCCACAACGGCAUCGAGCUGCGCAAGGACCUCUUUGAGCCUAUCCUCGCCAAACUGCGAAGCCUGAAGGCGGUUUUGGAGAGACAGGCCUCCUACCGCUUCUACUCCAGCUCCCUCCUCAUCAUUUACGAUGGGAAGGACAGCAGGGCAGGGUCGUUCGUGGAGCGCCGGCCGGAGACGCGCCUCAAGCGGGUGGACAGCUCUCUGCCCGAGAGCCUUCAGGACGGCGGCGGCACCGAGCCCGGCUCCUCGGCCCAGCCCAAGGUGGACGUGCGUAUGAUUGACUUUGCGCACAGCACCUUCAAAGGCUUUCGCGACGACCCCACCGUGCACGACGGACCCGACAUGGGUUACGUGUUCGGGCUGGAAAGCCUCAUCAACAUCAUGGAACAGAUGCGUGAGGAAAACCAGUAG